Molecule: messenger RNA, 1719 nt
Organism: Blumeria graminis f. sp. triticale
Lineage: Eukaryota; Fungi; Ascomycota; Leotiomycetes; Helotiales; Erysiphaceae
Source: the annotation of a GenBank genome assembly
AUGGCAGUGAGCCAGAUCAAAAGUUCGAUUGCAGUAGAUGGGAAGACUAUCGACCCUAACUUGGCUAAACUUUUUGCAUCUAGCAUCGGGCCAAAGGAAGCCUCUAAAGAAACUCAACACAAAGUUCCUUGGGCACCAGAACUAUCGCUUCACCAAGAUCUAGAAAGAGACAGCCAGACAAAUGAUGGAAAUCGGAUAAAUGUAACAAAAAAAAAAGAGCAUGGAAUUACCUUCGAAAACACGCAUUCACCAACCAGUUCGAAAACUCAUCAAGAUGAAAAAAGUCAACAUAAGCUCGAAAAUCUUAUAGAACACUCCAGCCAGAAAUUUGAAAGAAAAAGAAAGCGUAAACAUGUUAAAGACGACCUUGAGGGCGACUACAUGAAAAAGCUAGCUCGCGAAGAAAAUAGAGAAGAAGAAGAGCGUCUGAUCGAGAGGAAGCUAAAGCGCUCAAAGUCCAAAACUUCAAGUAAUCUUGAAGAAAAUUCAUCCAAGGUUACUCCAGAAAACGAUGAUUCUAGUCAGCAGAGCUAUAACGAAACCGAAAAGGUUGAAUUAAUAUCACCAGACGUGCCGGUACAUGAAUCUUUGGCCCAAAGUAAAGAGGAAGUUGAUUUAGAGAAAUCAUCACGUACUGUCUUCCUUGCUAAUGUAUCAACUCUCGCUAUUUCAUCUAAAUCUGCAAAAAAAACACUGAUGGCACAUUUAAGCUCAUUUCUUCCCGACCUCAUAGCACCGCCAGAUGGGAAACCACCCCACAAAGUCGAGUCCUUGCGUUUCAGAUCCACAGCUUUCGUAGCAUCUGCUCGACCAAAGAAAGCUGCGUUUGUCAAGAAAGAGUUAAUGGAGACGACAACUAAAAGCACAAACGCCUAUGUAGUAUAUUCAACUGCAUUCGCUGCCCGAGAAAGUGUCAAGAGGCUCAAUGGUACUAUUGUGCUGGAAAGACAUCUACGAGUGGAUGGUGUGGCCCAUCCUUCAAAGGUUGAUCAUCGCCGCUGUGUUUUUGUCGGAAAUCUAGGAUUUGUCGAUGAUGAAAGCCUACUCGAUCAAGGUGCUGAAACCGAAAGAAAACGAUCAAAAAUCCCAUCAGAUAUUGAAGAAGGCUUAUGGAGGCAGUUUAGUAAAGCUGGUACGGUCGAGAGCGUUCGGGUAAUCAGAGAUGAAAAGACUCGAGUGGGAAAGGGAUUUGCUUAUGUGCAAUUUGUGGAUGCCAACUCCGUAGAGGCAGCGCUUCUUUUCAACGAUAAAAAGUUUCCCCCUAUGCUACCGCGGAUUCUCCGAGUAGUUCGUGCCAAGGCACCUGGAAAAACUGCUUCCGCUGUAGCACUCUCCCAUGCGAGCAAGAAUAAUCCUCCUACAUUUAAAACACGCAUCUUCAAUCCUAGAAUAUCAUCGGAAAAAUCAUCGCUUUUAGGCCGUGCCGCGAAACUACUCGGUCGUGCAGGCGCAGCAAAGCUGAAGCGAUCUGAAAAUGUUAGUUCAAAUGUAGGUACAAGCCUAUUAAAGAGGAAUAUAUCUACGGGAAAUCCUAGUGAAAGCAACACAAAACCACCUGAAAACUUUGUUUUCGAGGGCUAUCGCGCUUCGUCCAAAUCUGGGAGACCAAAAGACUUAAAGUUAGGCGGAAAGAAGGGAUCCAAAGCAAAAACAAGAAGUUCUAAUCGGUCAUCGGCUUGGAAAAAGGGCCGAAUCAAUAAAAGCACGAAGAAAUCUUAA